Molecule: messenger RNA, 975 nt
Organism: Caenorhabditis briggsae
Lineage: Eukaryota; Metazoa; Nematoda; Chromadorea; Rhabditida; Rhabditidae
Exons: 8
Coding region: 1-975 (324 amino acids)
Biological process (GO): protein maturation
Molecular function (GO): threonine-type endopeptidase activity
Source: RefSeq, a predicted model, not a curated record
AUGGCUGUUCAUGGAGGUGCAUGUGCCAAGUUCGACCCAAGCAUUGGCGAAGAUUGCAGUUAUGCAUGUGGCACCGGCACAGUUGAAAGUGCUUUAACAGAUCUUGAAAGAAUUGAAAAAUUCAACUGUGGAUUCGGUUCACAUUUGACUAUCGAUCAAGAAGUUGAAUGUGAAGCCUCUUUUAUGUCAUCCAAAAAUAUGAGUUUUGGUGCUGUCGGUGCCAUUUCGAAUGUAUUUCAUCCGUCAAAAGUUGCUCGACAUUUGGCUAGUAAUAAUUGGUGGAAACAACGCGACCUACUCCAUCCGCUCAUUCUUGUUGGUCGUGGAGCAGAAAAAUAUGCAGUAAGAAACGAUUUCCCAACGUGCAAUCCAGAAGAACUUAUCUCUAAUCAAGCAAAAGAUAGUUAUGAAAAAUAUCUACACCGAAUGCUACAUCCAUAUGACACACAUGACACUGUAGGAGCAAUUUCAAUUAAUGUAAAUAAUAUGGAAGCCGAAUCAGCUACCUCAAGCGGUGGAAUCGUACUGAAACACUCGGGACGACUCGGUCAUAGUUGUGUUUACGGCAGUGGCACGUGGUCAGAAAGGAGGCAGUAUGAGGAGCCUGGUGAUCUGUAUAGUGAACGUACAAUUUCAAUAGUUUCGACGGGACAUGGCGAGCAUUUAGUAAAAGCUGAUUUUUGUAGAGGAAUCGCUACCAGAGUACUCGACGAUGAAGAAGGCAUCUUAUAUAGCGACAUCAUCCGAGAGUUUCUACGAGACAAAAUGGAAUCUAGAGCUCGGUUUGGUGGUAUUGCAAUGAUCGCUGACAAGUUCAAUGAGCGAAUGUCAUUAGAGUUUCUUGUUUUCCACAAUACUCGAUAUCUACCGGCUGCAGUACGCGGCAGAGAUAAUAAAAUUCAGGUGUAUGAAUCAAAAUUCGAUCCCGACAGUUGUACUGAUGAUAAAUUUGUAAUCGAAUCUUUCCGACUUUAA